UAUAUUAUAUGAAAAGCACAAAGGGUUGAUCAUAGAGCUAGAAAUAGGCUAAUUCUAAAUAACUGUAUUUCUAUGGGGUUUCUCCUUAGUUGGUAGCCAAAUAUUAUAUGGAUCUAUGCUGACCCCUUGAGGUGAUAUGAGGUAAAACUUCAUUCUUGCCUGUCUCAGAGUAUACUGAACUGUGAAUGAAAGCUAGUGUGGUAUUAUUGUCUGAUAGCUACCCUGUUAUUUUUUCAUGAAAAACAAUGUGUAUAUUGGCUUUUUUAUAAUGACCUUGCCAAAAGAAUGUACAGAGUAUGCACAGUAGCCUAUACCAAGUAAGUAUGAUAAUGGUGGCUUGUGAUUUCCUCAGCAUAUCACAUAUUGUACUUUCUUGUAGCCUUCUCUCCCUCUGUUUGUGUGUGUGUGUUUAUAGAUAACAUCUAUCCCACCUGGUCAGAGGGUGCUGCUGGGCACUGGUUAUUUAGUAAACAUACAGGCUUCUAAUGAAAUGAGUAGUUUUUUCAGACCAGUGACAGUAAAGGAACAUGGAUAAAAUGGACAUUAACAGAAAAUCAAUGGCCAGACUGCACAAGGCUAAAGUUAUGAUUGCUGGAGAACAACUGAGGUUGAGGCUACAUGAUGGCAAACUGAUCAAGGAUCGACGGUACCAUCUGCGCACUUACCCCAACUGCUUUGUGGCCCAAGAGCUUACAGACUGGCUGAUCAGCAACAAGGAAGCUCCCGAUCGGGCCACAGCGGUCUGCCUCAUACAACACCUGAUGGACCAUGACAUUGUGCACCAUGUUUGUGACAAGCACCCUAUGUUCAAGGAUGCAAAAUUGCUGUACCGUUUCCGUAAGGAUGAUGGCACAUUUCCAUUUAACACCGAGGUGAACGUCUUCAUCCGAGGACAACAAUUGUAUGAGCAUCUAAUAACUGGCAGAGACUCCAUUCUGCAACUAAGGGAGGAGCAAGGUGUUGCAUACCAGCGCUCCAUCCCUGGCUGCCAGUUGAUCGACUGGUUGUUACAGAAUGGAGAGACAGAGAGCAGGCGCCAGGGUUUGGAGUUCUGCCGUGCUUUGCUGGAGCAUGGCAUCAUUCAGCAUGUGGCAAAGAAGUACGACUUCUUUGACAGUAGAUUACUGUAUCAGUUCUGCAUCAAUUUUUGCCGCCGGCGCCACCUGUCUGAGCUCUUGAAUGAAACUGAGCGAGACAAAAAGGAAGGCGUAUCAGUGCAUGCACUGGAGGACAACCAUGCAGACAGCCCCUUUGUCCUGCCCAAGAUCCCCCCACAAGAGGAAUGCAGUGGGUUUCAAUCUGCAGUGCAGCCCAAUAAACCAUUGAAGAUGAUAUCCAAUGUGCAUCAGGCCAGUUUGAAUUCUCUGCAGCUACAUGCUAGUGGAUAUUUACCCCCUGCCACACUCUCCUCUGCCCCAGUGGUGAGAUGCAAUCCAAAAUCAGUGCUUAAGAGGAAUGUGACAUGUGAGGAGCUACUGUCCCCUGGUGCACCCUUCAUCAAGAGAGUGUUGACGGUGAUGGGAGAUGCAGUGGGCUGGGGCUUUGUGAUCAGAGGUAUGGCUCCAGUUUACGUCCAGGCAGUUGAUCCUGGAAGCCCUGCUGCUGCAGCAGGGGUUAAGGUGCGUCAGUUUGUUUGCCAGGUGAAUGGGCGAAGCGUUCUUCACCUGGAUUACCGCCAGGUCACCAGAUUGGUGAUGACCGGACCUCGCACUGUUGUGUUGGAGGUCAUGGAACCACUGGGGUGACUUGAAGUGCCUUCAAAAUCCUCCAAAAUCAGCCUCCAAAAUCUCCUGAACUAACUAAACUAUUGUGUGCUGUGUGCCAAAUGGGAAAGUUGUGGUAUCUUUGGCUGCAUUUAGACAGGCAGCCCAAUGAUGAUCUUAUCCACUAAUUGGUCUCUCUUCCACUCUGAUCUCUUUAGUUUGUGACAAGCACCCUAUGUUCAAGGAUGCAAAAUUGCUGUACCGUUUCCUUAAGGAUGAUGGCACAUUUCCAUUUAACACCGAGGUGAACGUCUUCAUCCGAGGACAACGAUUGUAUGAGCAGUAAGAACUACUUUGUUCACCCUGGGGGGUCUCUAUCUCGUAGGAACAAGUGCCCUUGCAGAGGACAAGCCUAUCUUAGGGUAGCCACAUCAUCUGUAUUAUGUUCUCAGUACUGUGUACUUUUGACCAAUCAAACCAGAUCUUUUCACAUCAGAGCUUUUUCAGCACUGAUCUGAUUGGUCAAAAGAUCAAUUACUGAAAAAAUAUUAGGAUUGGGCUGCCUGUCUAAACCCAGCCCUUGUAGCCUACAAAGAGAUCUGUAAACUACUUCCAAUUUCUUAUGUCUUGAAAUAAAAAUUAUCGCAGUGCAUGGCUUUGUUGUUGCGCAUCAAUGGCUGUAGAUCGCUGAGUUGUAGAUUCGGCCUGUUAAAUAUUAUUACGUCUAUUCAUGAUGUAGCUACAGUAGCUAGCCUAGAGAGAGAAAAAAUACAUACUGAAAAUAAAUAUAAACGCAACA
Molecule: messenger RNA, 2502 nt
Organism: Coregonus clupeaformis (lake whitefish)
Lineage: Eukaryota; Metazoa; Chordata; Actinopteri; Salmoniformes; Salmonidae
Product: DEP domain-containing mTOR-interacting protein
Exons: 9
Coding region: 528-1745 (405 amino acids)
Biological process (GO): intracellular signal transduction
Molecular function (GO): protein binding
Source: RefSeq, a predicted model, not a curated record